CUGGCCCCCGCGCCCCGAGGAUGGCAGCGCUGCCCGCACGAGUGGCUGGCGGCGGUGUCCCUCCUCCUUUUUUUUCCAGCGGCGGCGGCGGCGGAUCAUUGUUGUGUGGGAGGAGGGCGGCGGGGAUGGACUUGAUCUCUCCGGUCUCCUGCUAAGGCGGCCGCACAACGCGUCCCGCCGCCCAGACAGCAUCCGCCAGGGCCGAGCCGAGCCGGGCAGGGAGGGACUGGCCCCCGCCCGCUACCCCGGCGGCUUUAUUUCUGGGGGCUCUGCUGCUCCUCUCCCUCGCCCUUAUUUCCCCCAGCGCCCCCCCGCUCGCACACACGCACAGGGACACGCACGCACCCUCCUCCUUUGCCCUUUCAUCCUUUCCCCCCCCUCCGUCCUCCCGCGCCGUCUCCUGCCGCGGCAGAUGCGCUGGGGGUCACCGCGCAGCUGGGACUAUGGUGAAAUUUCCAGCGCUCACUAACUACUGGCCCCUGAUCCGGUUCCUCGUCCCUCUCGGCAUCACCAACAUCGCCAUCGACUUCGGGGAGCAGGCCUUGAAUCGGGGCAUCGCUGCUGUCAAGGAAGAUGCUGUGGAAAUGCUGGCCAGCUAUGGGCUGGCAUACUCCCUGAUGAAGUUCUUCACAGGUCCGAUGAGUGACUUCAAAAAUGUAGGUCUGGUGUUUGUGAACAGCAAGCGAGACAGGAUCAAAGCAGUUUUGUGCAUGGUUGUGGCUGGCGCUGUAGCUGCUGUAUUUCAUACCUUAAUAGCAUAUAGUGAUUUGGGGUAUUACAUUAUUAAUAAGCUACACCAUGUGGAUGAAUCAGUGGGAAGUAAAACUCGGAGAGCCUUCCUUUAUCUUGCUGCCUUCCCUUUUAUGGAUGCCAUGGCAUGGACUCAUGCUGGGAUUCUGCUGAAACACAAGUACAGUUUCCUAGUGGGAUGUGCCUCCAUCUCAGAUGUCAUAGCUCAGGUUGUUUUUGUAGCCAUUUUGCUUCACAGUCACUUGGAGUGCAGGGAGCCUCUCUUGAUCCCUAUCUUGUCCUUAUACAUGGGAGCACUUGUCCGAUGUACCACGUUAUGCCUCGGAUACUACAGGAACAUACAUAACGUCAUUCCUGACAGAAGUGGGCCUGAAAUGGGGGGAGAGGCUACAAUAAGGAAGAUGCUGAGUUUCUGGUGGCCUUUGGCGUUAAUUUUGGCAACUCAGCGAAUAAGUAGGCCCAUUGUCAACCUUUUUGUUUCCCGGGACCUAGGCGGCAGUUCUUCAGCCACAGAGGCAGUGGCAAUCCUAACAGCUACAUAUCCUGUGGGACACAUGCCUUAUGGCUGGCUGACAGAAAUCAGAGCAGUAUACCCUGCUUUUGACAAGAAUAACCCGAGCAAUAAAUUGGUGAACACCAACAGUACUGUCACAGCAACACAUAUCAAGAAGUUCACUUUUGUUUGCAUGGCAUUGUCCUUAACGCUCUGUUUUGUGAUGUUUUGGACACCAAACGUGUCAGAGAAGAUUUUAGUUGACAUAAUCGGAGUUGACUUCGCUUUUGCAGAGCUGUGUGUUGUUCCUUUGCGCAUCUUCUCCUUCUUUCCAAUUCCAGUGACUGUCAGAGCACACUUGACGGGUUGGCUGAUGACUCUGAAGAAGACAUUUGUGCUGGCACCCAGCUCAGUGCUGCGGAUUAUCGUCCUCAUCGCUAGUCUCAUUGUGCUGCCUUACUUGGGAGUUCAUGGAGCCACUCUUGGAGUAGGAUCCCUUCUAGCUGGUUUUGUAGGAGAAUCAACCAUGGUUGCAAUAGCAGCCUGUUACGUCUAUCGGAAACAGAAAAAGAAGCGGAAUGAGAAUGAAACAGCCACAGAAGGUGAAGACUCUGCAAUGACCGACAUGCCUCACACAGAGGAAAUGACAGACAUCGUAGAAAUGAGAGAAGAGAAUGAAUAAAAAAUGGGAUGCAAUUGUUCUCUGCAGGGACGAUUGGAGUGACACUUCAGCAUCUUGUCGUCUCUCAUACUUUUUGUUUGUUUGUUUUUAUUUUUGUAAUAAAGAGGCCUUGAUUUAAAAGGUUUCAGAUAAAUUCUCUAGCAUACUGAGUAUGCUCUCACUGAUGAGGGACCUAAAAAGAGGUCUUUGCUUUUUUUCUUUUUUUCCAAUUGAAUCUGUUUUUUCACUCCAUGCAACCAUAAAAGAUACAAUUGCAUCACUGUAGAGUCUUCCUUAUGCAUCCACCUUCUCUGGACAAUCUGCAUUUGUCAACCAAAGCCCUGCUUUCUGUGCCUGUGUGUGUGUGCGUGCAUGUGCUUGCACGCUCACACACACACGCGGGGCACUGGCUCAGUGCUACUGCCAGAAUCCUGCUCCCUCCCCUCUUUGCUUUUCCUUCCUUUUCUUUAUGAGAAAUGCAAAGGAAAAGAAGUUUGGAAUACAGAGCUUUAUUUUACUUGCUUGAAAAUGACUUUGCUACAUAAACUAAUAUACUAUGGUAAACUAUAUCUUUUUGUUUGGCUUCAUCACUAGAGCUUAUACUGCACAGGGUACAAGACAGGGAGGAACAUGUAAGUCUCCACAUACAAAGUGGAGAAAAACAGGUUCUUUUCUCAUGUUAAAAAAGUGUGUGGAUGUCUAUAUACACACACAGGUACAUAAACAGAGACAUACAUAUAUAUAUUUAUAUAUAUAUAUAUAUGCAUACAAUAAAUAAAAUGCACACAGGACAAGAACUCUAUUUAGCUUUCAUUCCAUCAGAAAGAUAAUAGUCUUUUGACAAAUGUAAACAUUUAAUUCAGAAUUUUCUUGAAUCAUUAAGCCCCAUUUUACGUAUCAUUUUCUUUAGAAAAAAAGACAUGCACUUUCCUCUUGUGAAGAGGGUGAUGCCAACUGAUAGACUUUGACUGUAUCUGAAUUAAAAAGAAAUAAAUAUUCACAAGCUUUACCAAA
Molecule: messenger RNA, 2918 nt
Organism: Melopsittacus undulatus (budgerigar)
Lineage: Eukaryota; Metazoa; Chordata; Aves; Psittaciformes; Psittaculidae
Gene: ANKH
Product: ANKH inorganic pyrophosphate transport regulator
Exons: 12
Coding region: 444-1925 (493 amino acids)
Biological process (GO): phosphate ion transmembrane transport
Cellular component (GO): plasma membrane
Molecular function (GO): phosphate transmembrane transporter activity
Source: RefSeq, a predicted model, not a curated record